Molecule: messenger RNA, 954 nt
Organism: Sphenostylis stenocarpa
Lineage: Eukaryota; Viridiplantae; Streptophyta; Magnoliopsida; Fabales; Fabaceae
Source: the annotation of a GenBank genome assembly
AUGACCAUCCUCAUUGACCAACAUGUUCUUCUUCAGUCAAAAGUUGAAGGGGAAAAUGUGCAUGCUGUUGAAACCAAUGAGCUUGUUGUGAAUGGUGGAUUUCCAGUGCCAAAAAAUGAGACAGAGCAUGGAUUUAUGGCCCCGGAAAUCAAUUCAUUUGGCCACUCCUUUAGAGCUUAUGAUGCUGAAAGCGAGAGGCAAAAAGGUGUUGAGGAAUUUUAUAGGCUGCAACACAUAAACCAGACAUAUGACUUUGUGAAGAAAAUGGGGGAGGAAUAUGGGAAAUUGGACAAAGCUGAAAUGGGUAUAUGGGAAUGUUGUGAGCUACUGAAUGAGGUUGUGGAUGACAGUGACCCUGAUUUGGACGAACCUCAGAUUCAACAUUUGUUACAGACUGCUGAAGCAAUCAGAAAAGACUACCCUGAUGAAGAUUGGCUGCAUUUGACUGCUCUCAUCCAUGAUCUUGGAAAGAUUAUUGUCCUUCCUGGCUUUGGUGAGCUUCCUCAAUGGGCUGUUGUUGGAGAUACAUUUCCUGUAGGUUGUGCUUUUGAUGAGUCAAAUAUUCAUCAUAAGUAUUUCUUGGACAACCCUGACUACAAAUGUCCUGCUUAUAACACUAAAAAUGGGAUCUACGAUGAAGGAUGUGGACUAGACAAAGUAGCCAUCGCAUGGGGACAUGAUGCGUACAUGUACAUGGUAGCUAAAGAAAAUGGCACCACUUUGCCAUAUGCAGGAUUAUUCAUUAUUCGAUAUCAUUCUUUCUAUCCUUUACACAAGGAAGGUGCAUAUACUCACUUGAUGAAUGAAGAGGACAUUGAGAAUUUGAAAUGGCUCAAAAUAUUUAAUAAGUAUGAUCUUUACACUAAGAGUAAAGUUCUAGUUGAUGUGGAGAAAGUUAAGCCAUACUAUAUAUCACUCAUUGAGAAAUACUUUCCUUCAAAGCUUAAAUGGUGA